Messenger RNA from Chanos chanos (milkfish), 648 nucleotides. RefSeq names its product rhophilin associated tail protein 1-like (gene ropn1l). Bases 1 to 648 code for a protein of 215 amino acids. NCBI's taxonomy places the organism in Eukaryota, Metazoa, Chordata, Actinopteri, Gonorynchiformes, Chanidae. The transcript is spliced from 5 exons. The record is from RefSeq and is a predicted model, not a curated record.
AUGCCUCCACCAGAUACAAUGUACUGCGCUCAGCAAAUCAACAUUCCCCCAGAACUGCCGGACAUAUUAAAACAGUUUACCAAAGCUGCCAUCAGAACACAGCCACAUGACGUAAUUCAGUGGGGAGCUGCGUAUUUUACAGCAUUAUCUAAAGGUGAAACUCUCCCUGCUAAAGAGAGACUAGAAAUACCAGUGGCAACGCAAAAAACAGACACCGGACUGACUCCGGGCCUUCUCAAGGUCCUUCAUAAACAGCUCACACCAAAACAGUCAGUAACUAAGGAGGAUUUAGAGGAGAAGUGGAAGGAUCUUUGCCUGCCACAGGAGCAGCUUCACAUGCUUCUGUCGCUUGGUUUCUUCAGCGCAGAAAUCGACUGGAUGGAGUUCUUUGCUCUUGGGUGCAGUGCACUGGGUGGGACCAUUUUGAGCGCGCUUAAAGUUGCCUGUGAGAUCCUAACUGAUGAUCCGGAAGGCGGAGCGGCCCGGAUUCCUUUUGACACGUUUGUGAGUCUCUACUCGUACCUGGCCCGUCUGGACGGAGAGAUCCCUCAAGAUCAGAUCGAUAGCUUUCUUAAGAGUCUACAGGAGCAUGUGGCAAAACAAAACGGCAUGAUCCAGGUGGCCGAUUUCUACAGCCGCAAAAAAUAG